CAUCCCUUUUAGUCAAGAAAUCUGCUACACAAAUAAUUCUGAUUCAUCUUUUUUUGGCACAACACAAAUCAAACAGUCUCACUCUCACUGGAUUCAAUCAGAAAAAAGUUGUGAAUUUUGAUAUUGUUAGUUAGUAGUGAGCAUUAAUUAUGAUUAAGCAACAAAUUAUAUUUGGUGGGUAGCUCUCUCUAAUAAAAGCGUGGCGAUCGACUAUUCGAGUUCAGCUCCACUUCCACUUCGUGGAUUCGUACUUCCGCAAAAUCCAAAGCUCAGAACUUGUUUUCUAAUCUCCACUUCUCACUCACGCUGGAGCUUGGAUUAUUCUAUCUUACUUGACUUCAUAGAUGUACAAAUUGAUACGGGCCCGGGAUUUGAAGUUAGCUUGAUUUCAUCUUAGGACUGAAUCCCGUGCGAAACACGUUUUCUCGGAUUGGAGGAAUCGUGAGCGAGAUAGUUCUACGAGGAUAAUAAAAAUCUAUAGUUGUCUAUGAAGGCACCCAAGUCAUGGAGGUGGCAGACGAAGACAUAACAUUUCUUAUUUGACCAGGUAUAACUGCAGAGAGUACUUGGAGUGAAGAUGAAACAACUCCCAUUCAUGGGAGUUGUCUGUACAGUGAUGUUGUUUAUUAUAUACAGGACAACAAUUUUUCAGUAUCAACAAGCAGAGGAGAUUUUGGAUAUGCCUUUUUCUACUGCCAUGAUGAUUGAUUACUAAUUUCUCUCGAAGUACUUGUCCAUGACAAAUUUUUCCACUUAUUUUCCUUCAUGUGCAUCAGAUGGAACAAAAACUGGAUUCUUUUUAUACGUUGAAGGACUCAGGUGUGGAUACCAUGGAGAAGUUGCCUCGUGGUAUCAUUGAAGCAAAGUCAGACCUGGAGUUAAAGCCUCUAUGGACAAGCAGCAGUGCCAAUUCAAAGGACCGUGCUCAGCGCUCUGUUAAUUUGCUAGCGAUGCCUGUUGGAAUCAAGCAGAAGAAAAAUGUUAAUACUGUUGUGCGAAAGUUUCUUUCAGAAAAUUUCACAAUUGUGUUGUUUCACUAUGAUGGAAACUUGGAUGGAUGGUGGGACCUACGUUGGAGCAAGCAAGCUACACAUAUAGUUGCUCUCAACCAAACAAAAUGGUGGUUUGCCAAACGCUUUUUACAUCCAGCUAUUGUGUCCAUCUAUGAUUACAUAUUCCUGUGGGAUGAAGAUUUGGGGGUUAAGAAUUUUCACCCUGGAAGGUAUCUGGACAUUGUAAAAUCAGAAGGACUUGAAAUAUCUCAGCCAGCUUUGGACCCAAAUUCUACUGGCAUACAUCAUCGGAUCACUAUAAGAAACCGAAUGAGUACAUUUCAUAGAAGAGUCUAUGAUGCCAGAGGUAGUAUUAAGUGCUCAGAUGAUAGUGAAGGGCCUCCAUGCAGUGGUUUUGUAGAAGGCAUGGCUCCUGUGUUUUCGAGAUCAGCAUGGCAUUGUGCCUGGCACUUGAUACAGAAUGAUCUUGUUCAUGGAUGGGGAAUGGACAUUAAACUUGGCUAUUGUGCACAGGGGGAUCGCACGAAAAAGAUAGGAGUUGUUGACAGUGAAUAUGUAGUUCAUCAGAGCAUACAAACAUUGGGUGGUGCAUCUGCUAAAAAGGCUGUGAAUUCUGAAGUGACUACAAAGAAGCAUGGUGUUGAUGUUAGAUUAGAGAUACGGAAGCAAUCUUCGAUGGAGCUUCAAAAAUUCAAGGAACGAUGGGACCGAGCUGUUAGGGAAGACAGAAACUGGGUCGACCCGUUUUCCUCAGCCCAAAGACGCAGAUUUUGGGGCUAUUACAGACGUGCCAAAGUUUAAAUAGCCAAAAUUUAAUCUCUGCAAUUUUAGUAAGUUAGCGUAUCAAACCUAUAAUGUUUAUAUUUUGGUUCCUUUUCUUUUAUCCAGUCAAGAUUGGGUCUAUACCUGCAGCUGAUCAUAUGAAAAUGGAAAGAUAUAUUGAUGAAAAUACAGAAGAAGGAAAAAAAGUGAUUUGCAAUUUAA
Molecule: messenger RNA, 1997 nt
Organism: Salvia splendens (bonfire salvia)
Lineage: Eukaryota; Viridiplantae; Streptophyta; Magnoliopsida; Lamiales; Lamiaceae
Exons: 16
Coding region: 777-1814 (345 amino acids)
Source: RefSeq, a predicted model, not a curated record